AUGUCGAGUAACUCGAAUAACGCUCCACGGUUAAUUGUAACAAAUACUUCUCUCUAUCAGCAAGUUUAUCCCAAUACAACUACUACUGCAACGACACCAGUAGGUCGUUCAACGAUAGAUGAUUUCCGUGAAAUUGUACGUGAACAAUCAUUUAUAACUCCAACAAACUCAGAUUAUAAUUCAAUCGAUGUUCCUGUAAAAAGAUAUCCUCAAUUACCUGACAUUAACACCUCGAAUAUCUUUAUUAAUGACACAAUCUUUCGUACGGAAGCAGUUCUCACCUCGCCAAAACAAACGAAUCCGAAGAAGCAAGUUUUCAACCACUUCGCUCCUUCGCAACGAGGUGCAUUACCUGCGUUGAAUAAAUCUCAUAUAUUACCCACAAUAUCGAACGUUAUGGACCUUCACGAAGAUCUACCACAAUGUGUCACAGAUACAAAACAUCGUGCUGCAACAUAUACGUCGCCUGGUGAACGCAUAAUCUCACCGAUCAAACGGCCAUCUGCGCCGAUCCCACCGACGAGUGCACAGAUUAAACGACCUGGUCAAACACCAUUUGUCGAUGGUGACGAAGAGCAGGAUGAUGAAUAUUGUUCAGAUUUAGAUGACAACGACAGUCAAUUAUUCGAUGAAAACUUUCGUGCCUAUCAGCAACCGAUUAUUAUGAGUAAUCAACGUAUAGAUCAUUAUGAUAAUAGAAAACGUUCUCUGCAAACGAGAAGCACACAUCCAAUGAUAGUAGUGAAUGAUGACGACACACAUCCAAUGGAUUCGAUCGAUUUCGAACCAUUUACUUAA
Molecule: messenger RNA, 798 nt
Organism: Adineta ricciae
Lineage: Eukaryota; Metazoa; Rotifera; Eurotatoria; Adinetida; Adinetidae
Source: the annotation of a GenBank genome assembly